Messenger RNA from Hypanus sabinus (Atlantic stingray), 2200 nucleotides. RefSeq names its product interleukin-8-like. The transcript has 4 exons. Gene Ontology annotation, cellular component: extracellular region. The coding region runs from base 65 to 364 and encodes 99 amino acids. Gene Ontology annotation, biological process: inflammatory response; chemokine-mediated signaling pathway; neutrophil chemotaxis. The record is from RefSeq and is a predicted model, not a curated record. Lineage: Eukaryota; Metazoa; Chordata; Chondrichthyes; Myliobatiformes; Dasyatidae. Gene Ontology annotation, molecular function: chemokine activity; CXCR chemokine receptor binding.
GAGACCUGCUGCGUUGAACAGACGAUCCUUCAGCAGACAUCUCUCCAGCAGUACCAAGUGGAAGAUGGACCGAACAGCCACUGUAACCAUCCUCAUCCUCCUCCUGUGUGCCAUUGCUGCACAGGGUAUUCUGAUCCCAGGAGCACAAGGGCGGUGCCAGUGCCUUCAGACCAGCUUUGAUAUUAUUCAUCCGGUGUCCAUCCAGAGCUUGAAAUACAUUCCCCGUGGAUCCCACUGCGAUAAAGCAGAAAUAAUUGUUACGCUGAAAAAUAAGAAUAAGAAGUGUGUGGACCCUGAUGCCAAGUGGUUGGAGGUCCUCUUCACUGCCUAUAAAGGUGCUAAGAAACAGAAUUCAAAAAACUGAAGCUGCAAAAUCAGGGAAUCAAUUCCAUCUCUGGAUUAUCCGACGGGGAAUGAUGGAAGCUCAGCCCCGGGUGUUAACUCUGUGAUAUCAGCACCCAGUGGUUCGUUCCAGUGUCUCCUCUUCAUUGUCUUCUGAGAGUUUCAUCAUUCAUCCUGAAGCUUACUCCUGUCAUACUACCUGCUUAUCCUGAGAAAACCAUAAACUUUGUUCCAAGUCUGCGGCUUCAUUUGAUAUCUCUGGUAAUGAAGUAGAUUUUGUAACUGCUAAGCGUUACAAUGAUAAUGUCAUAAAGUACUCUCCAAAUGAAUUAUUAGUCCUACAUAAUUAUUAGUAAAUAAUUUUUAAUCAAUGAGCUAGACACAGAGGCAUUCUGUGGAAAAGGGUUAAAAUUUGGCAUUAGAGAUCAGAAGAGUAAGAAGUGAUGUUAGUUUAUGUGUUCCAUGGGUGGAUUGUUCAUUUUGAAUGUUACUCACAUGGAAAUCUUGUGUUUGGGGUUGGCAUGGGGAAGAGCUGAUUAAGUCCCCUGCUAGCCACAAUUAGGACUGGUGACCACAGGAAUAAAACUUGCAACUGACCAAAUCCUGCUCCCUACACUUCUGUUAUCCCAGCCCCACAAUUCCAUACAAACAACUUAGACAUGAGACUAGAAAGCAAUCUGUAUUCACACACCACCUUCUCAAUCCUACAUAUGGAGAUUGAGAUAUGAGGCCCAAAAGGUAUUGUCAACAGUUCUUGGGCUGCAGAUAUCAGAAAAGAUUUGUUGUCAAUGGAGAGAGCCUAGAGGAGGUUCACAAGGAUGAAUCAGGGUAUAAAAGGGUUAACAUAUGAGGUGUGUUUGGCAGCUUUGGGCCUGUACUCACUGGAAUUGAGAAGAAUGCAUGGGGAUCUUAUUGAAACCUACCAAAUGUUGAAAGGAUUAGAUAGGAUGGAUGUGGAGAUGAUGUUUUCUAUGGUGGGGGUAUCCAGAGCUAGAGGGCACAGCAUCAAAACUGAGGGGCGACCUUUUAGAAUUGAGGUAAGGAGGAACUUUUUUUAGCCAAAGAGUAGUGAAUCUAUGGAAUGUUUUACCACAGAGUGCAGUGGAAUGAAAAUCCAUGGGUAUAUUUAAGGUGGAAGUUGGACGUUUCCUGAUUGGUCAGGGCAUCAAAGAACCUGAUGAGAAAGCAGAUGUAUAGGGUUGAGUGGGAUCCAGGAUCAGCCCAUAUGGAAUGGCAGAGCUGACUCAAUGGGCUGAAUGGUCUAAUUUGCUCCUAUGUCUUAUGGUCUUACAUGAUUUACCAGGAAUUGAAAGUUGAUUUAUCCUUAGCUGUUCCAUAAAAAGAUCUACUUUAGAAAGUUGAAGUUACAGAAUAAAAAGUUAAACAUGGUUCUAAUUUUACUGGUAGAUAGAGCACAAUGUAUAUUUUCAAAAUCAUAUGUCAAACAAAUUUUACAUUCCCCCUUUUUCUGUUGAAAUUCUGUACGUAGUCUGUGAUGUCAGUACUAUUAACUAUAAAUAUAAUGGAACCAUUUUAAAAAGGAACUUACAAGUUUUGUUGGUAUCAGUUUACUGUAAUGUUUUAAAACCAUUUGCAUUUGAAGUUAAAUUGUGGGAUUUUCGCCGUUAAAUGUCAGAUUUUAAGAUCCAUACAAAUCAAAUUCUAUAGAGCUGUGAAUUUUAUAUAAAGUAUUUAGAUUUUAGAAGAUAAUUUUGUUAAUAAUUUGAUAAUCAGGAAACAAAAUUUAUAAAUAGAAAUAAUAUCUGUACAGCUUAACAUCACACUUGGAUGAUUGAUGUAUAUGAACAAAUUUGUUGAACAUUCUUGAAAUGUAUGUAAGAGAGCAAAAUAAACUGGA